UUUCUUUGGAUUAACAGAGAGGGAAGCGGAAAGAAAGAACGAAGAAAAAGAUGUCGAUUCUUGAUUUUCUUUGCGGUCUUUGGGAUGAUCUCGAAGCCCUAGUCCUCAAGCUAAUGUUUAUCUUCGGAGAUGACGCCGUUGCGGAUGGGUCAUGGAUCCACCCGGAGCACACGCUCCAGCCGGCCGAGCGCCACGACCCGUUCUACUGCAUGGCGUGCAAGGAGAUCGGGUUCGUGCGCUCGUACUCGUGCGAGCCGUGCGCGGUCCAUGUCCACAAGGAGUGCAUGUCUCCACCUCCCAUCAUGUGCCAUCCUCUGCCGGAUUUCGGCGAUCUCUCUUUUGUUCGAAGCGUCACAACUUAUGACACCGAUGCCGACGACGAAGGCAGUGGCGGCAAAUUUUGCGGGGCAUGCUCCAAGCCGCUGCGUGGUUGCGGGUACAUGUCUGCUGAUGGAAAGAGCAGCUUCCACCCAUGUUGUCUUCACCUUGACAGAUCCAUAAAAGUUAACGGCGAGAAGCUCAAGCUUAAGAUGGAGAACAUAUCAAUGAAAUGCAACUGGUGCAAGACGGUGUCAACCCGGGCACGCAGAGCUGUUAUCCCGAGCUGGUCAUAUGUCUCGAAGAGCAAGGGUCGCCGUUUUCACGUCGGGUGCGUUCAAGAAAUGAUGUGCAAGAGCUGGAGAGAUGGCGGGAUUGAUCAGCCCGUCCGAGGAAAAGAAGAGGACAACACUGCCAACUUCGCGACAUGCCUAAGCCUUAACAUCGAGCUCCCCAUUGACGAGAAAGAAGAAAGAGAGGCCGAUCCUUCAGAAUCGGCAAUGCAGACGGCGUCAGAUCUCAUAAUGAAGGACGUCGCCAAUGGGAACACUCCUUUCGCCGCAGCCCUGAGAGAUCAGAUAAUCGCAGCCCUGGGGAACGGCCUGGGAGCUCUGACGGAAGGGGUGGGGUCUGGCUCUAGCGAGUUAUGGGACCUCACUAAGCGCCUGUGGAAACUGCUGCUUCUCAAGAUACACCGAGGGAUUACCCAGCUGGCCGACACUCCAGUCGGCCGUGCCGGCCGCCACGUCUGGACCGCGGUCACGCAACCAUCCAAGCUGUGGGAGCUGCUACGUCCCGUCCUGCGUUGGGUUAGCUCCAAGUUAUGUGAAUUAGCAAGCCGGAUGUUGACGGGGCAGUCCUCGCCGGUAGGUCGCCUCCCGUAUGAUGGCCAAAACUACUUGAUGGAUUCCAUUUAA
This is a messenger RNA of Rhodamnia argentea, 1235 nucleotides long. RefSeq lists its product as uncharacterized. The transcript has 3 exons. Lineage: Eukaryota; Viridiplantae; Streptophyta; Magnoliopsida; Myrtales; Myrtaceae. The coding region runs from base 51 to 1235 and encodes 394 amino acids. The record is from RefSeq and is a predicted model, not a curated record.